Mus pahari (shrew mouse) is the source of this 2773-nucleotide messenger RNA. It is a transcript of the gene Znf7, whose product is annotated as zinc finger protein 7. The transcript is spliced from 5 exons. The record is from RefSeq and is a predicted model, not a curated record. Lineage: Eukaryota; Metazoa; Chordata; Mammalia; Rodentia; Muridae. Gene Ontology annotation, cellular component: nucleus. Bases 232 to 2289 code for a protein of 685 amino acids. Gene Ontology annotation, molecular function: RNA polymerase II cis-regulatory region sequence-specific DNA binding; DNA-binding transcription factor activity, RNA polymerase II-specific. Gene Ontology annotation, biological process: regulation of transcription by RNA polymerase II.
CCUCCCCAAAAGGAUGGAAGGCGUGGGCGGCUCGGUGCUGUUGUGAAUGCCUGGCAGAAGACUUGAUCCCAGCGGAGUUGAAUAGCCGAGCAUCCCAGCUUCUCUAGCCUGCUCCCGGGCUCCAGUGUUGAGCCUGGGCAAGGCUGCUUCCCUCCAGUCCUGGGGCUGGGUGCAACCUCCCUCGUUCCUCGUGUCUGAGUCAGGACAAGCGGAUCCCACCCUCCAGAUCUCAUGGAGUCGGUGACAUUUGGCGACGUGGCUGUGCACUUCUCUCGGGAGGAGUGGCAGUGUCUGGAUUCUGGUCAGAGGGCCCUCUACAGGGAGGUGAUGCUGGAGAACCACAGCAGCGUGGCAGGACUCGCAGGAUUCCUGGUCUUUAAGCCUGAACUGAUCUCCCGGCUGGAGCAAGGACAAGAGCCGUGGGUCCUUGAUCUACAGGGAGCAGAGGGGACAGAGGCACCGAGGAUUUGCCAGACAGACUCUGCUGUUAGAACUGAUCGCAAGCAGACCUGUGAGUACACGAACCCUCUCCAGAGGCAGAGUCCUGCCUUUGGAGACAAUUUGGAUUCUAAGGUCUGGUCAGAGAAUUGCCCAAGAAGCCUUGGGCUAAGAGUGAGUGGCUCGCUUUUCCAGAAGCACCAUUUGAAUAGUGAGACCAUGAUGCCCAAGAACUCCACAAAGGAUGCUGUCCAAGAAUGUAAGGAGCUGCAGGCUGCUGAUCUGAGUUCUCAGCCUGAGGACCAGAGAAACCACCGGAGCUCAAAACUGAUCCAGCGUCAAAGCGUUGCCACCGGAGAGAACCGUUACCCAUGUGGAGAGUGUGGGAAAGCUUUCAGGUGGCGCUCUCGCCUGAAUCAGCACAAGCUGAGCCACACCGGAGAGAAAUCGUAUCAGUGCAACAAGUGCACAAAAGUCUUCGCUUCUAGCUCACGACUGAUUCGCCAUCAGAGAGCUCACACCGGAGAAAAGCCGUUUAAAUGUGACCAGUGUGGGAAGCGCUUCGUCCUGGGCUCGGUACUCAUUCAGCAUCAGAGAAUCCACACCGGAGAGAGACCAUUUAAAUGUGCUGAGUGUGGGAAAGGUUUCCACCUGAGCGCAAAACUGGUUCAGCAUCAAAGAAUUCAUACUGGAGAGAAGCCUUACCGAUGUGACCAGUGUGGGAAAACCUUUGGUCAGAGCUCAAGCCUCGUCCAUCAUCAGAGAAUCCACACCGGAGAAAGGCCUUUCAUUUGUCAAGAGUGUGGGAAAGCCUUCUGCCAGCGCUCACAGCUUAGCAGACACCGGAGGACGCACACGGGAGAGAGGCCCUACUCUUGCCAGGAGUGUGGCAAGGCCUUCUGCCAGAAAGCAACUCUAGCCCAGCAUCAGAGGAUGAUGCAUACAGGGGAGAAAUCUCAAGUGCCGAGAGCCUCGGAGAGCCCAAGCCUUAUUGCCUGUCAGGGAAAUACCACUGAAGAGAAGCCAUUUAAGUGUGAGCAGUGUGGCAAAGCUUUCAGGUGGCUCUCUCGCCUGAAUCAGCACCAGGUGGUCCAUUCCGGAGAGAAACCUUACAAGUGCAACAAGUGCACAAAAGCCUUUGGCUGUACCUCCCGACUGAUUCGCCACCAGAGAACUCACACCGGAGAAAAGCCGUUUAAAUGUGACGAAUGUGGGAAGCGCUUCGUCCAGAGCUCACACCUUAUUCAGCAUCAGCGAAUCCACACCGGAGAGAAGCCUUACGUGUGUGAUGACUGUGGGAGAGCUUUUACCCAGAGCUCCAGCCUCAUUUACCACCAGAGGAUCCAUAAGGGAGAGAAGCCGUAUAAAUGCAUCCAGUGUGGCAAAGCCUUCAGCAUGAGCACACAGCUCACCAGCCAUCAGAGAACUCACACUGGGGAGAGACCCUAUACGUGUAACGAGUGUGGGAAGACCUUCCGUCAAAACUCAACCCUUUUCCAACACCAGAUAAUUCAUGUUCGAGUAAAGCCCUAUGAGUGUAAUGAGUGUGGAAAGGCCUUCAGCCGGAGCUCCUACCUUAUGGAACACCAGAGAAUACACACUAGAGCCCAGGGGUGCCACGAACUUGGGGACACCCCUGAAAGUUCCACCCUUUUGAACCAUAAAAAAGUGCAUACUGUAAAAAAGUUGUACCAGUGUGAUGACUGCGAUAAGGUCUUCAGGUGGCGUUCAUACCUGAUCAUCCACCAGAGGGUGCACACAGGAGAGCGGCCUUACAAAUGUAAUGCCUGUGGCAAGGCUUUUCAUCAGAUCGCAAAGCUCACUCAGCACCAAAAACUUCACAAGAGAUAGGUCACUUUACCUAAACGUCUUGGUUACUUCUCUCUUGGCCGUGAUUGGCACCAUGACCAAGGCAACUUAUACAAGAGUUCACGUGGGGCUUACAGUUUCUGAGAGCGUCAGUUUCAGAGAGUGUUCACGGCAGUCUUGGCAGGGAGCAUGGCGGCAGGCAGGCAGGCCUGAUGUUAGAGCAGUCGCUUAGAGCUCACAUCUUGAGACAGCCAAUUACUAGGCAUAGAGAUCUAAGUGGAAAUGGCGAGAGGUUUUUGAAAAAACUCAAAGCUGGCUCCCCAGUUACACACUUCCUCUAAAGAGGGCAUACCUCCCAAUAAUUGCCAAACAAUUCCACCAACUGAGGAACACGUGUUGGAUUAUAUGAGCCCCUGGAAGUCGUUCUCAUCCAAACCACCACACUAUAAAUAUGUAACUAUGAAUAAGCCAGGAGCCUUAUUUUAUUUGGGUAAUUUAUGCUGUGAGAAACUUGACGAGAGGGAAG